GGUGCGCGGGCCUCGUGUUGCGCGUGCGCACUGAAGCCUCGUGCUGCUCUGAUAAGAAUGGUCUGUGGAGCGCGCUUCGUUGUUGUAGGUUAAACAAGUUACGAGAAAAGCUGCACUUUUUCCUUGUAAAGUGGACCAGAAUUUGAUGGGAGAUACUGGGUUGCACGAAGGCGAUUUGAUUAGUGGCAUGUUGAACACUGAGUCCCCGGUCAUGGAGAGUAACGGGGACGCGCUGCUUCCGGACCCCGCGCUGGGGCAAACGGGCGAAUGGCCACUGGAUCAGGUCGCUCCAGAUUCCAUGAACAACAUGGUCGCCAAUGAAAACCAGGAGGUGCCACAGCAGAAGACUGUGGAGCAGGUUCAGCUCAGCAGCACUCAGAUCAUCCACGAAGAACACACUGCACCACAACCUCCUGAAGUCCCCCCACCACCUGCAGAACCAGACAUAACACAAGUCCAGCCAAUGGCACUAGAGUCCAAGGACAACAGUGAAGUUUUACCAGAUGUAACACAGCCCUCAGAAGAUGGAAUGGAGUUAGAAGAGCCAUCCAAAGAAGGAGAGUCUGAAGUCGCUGCUUCCGUUGAGUCUCUGCCCAGUGAAUUUGACAAACUCUUUAAAGGUUGCCAGGACAACCCUGAGGACUUCAAUGCUUGGGUCUAUCUUCUGCAGUAUGUUGAGCAAGAAAAUUCUCUUGAUGCUGUCACAAAGGCAUUUGACCAUUUCUUUCUGCGCUAUCCCUACUGUUAUGGCUACUGGAAGAAGUAUGCCGACCUGGAGAAAAAACAUGGAAACAUACAAGUAGCAGAAGAGGUGUACAGACGAGGCCUGCAGGUGAUCCCUCUCAGUGUAGAUCUAUGGCUGCACUACAUGACCUUCAUCAAAGAGAACUCUGACCCCAACGACCCGGAAACAGAAGGACGAAUCCGAGCUGCGUAUGAGCAUGCAGUCCUUGCUGCUGGGACAGACUUCCGCUCUGACCGUCUGUGGGAGUCCUACAUAAACUGGGAAAUCGAGCUUCAGAAACUGUCUCACGUCACGGCCAUCUACGACCGCCUCCUGGGGAUCCCCACACAGCUGUACUCACAGCACUUUCAGAAGUUCAAAGAGCACGUGCAAAACAACCACCCCAAACACUUCCUGGCAGAGGAGGAGUUUGUGCAGCUCAGAGUGGAGCUGUCUAAGGCCAGUCUGUCUGCGAUGGUGGGAGAGGACGGAGACGCCGCUGUGCCCCCCGAGGAGCUGCCCCCGGGCACAGACGACCUGCCCGAUCCCGCAAAGAGAGUGACGGAGAUUGAGAAUAUGCGGCACAAGGUCAUAGAGGUGCGACAGGAAAUCUUCAACCACAACGAGCAUGAAGUCAGUAAGCGCUGGGCUUUUGAGGAAGCGAUAAAAAGGCCAUACUUUCACGUCAAAUCCUUAGAGAAGACUCAGCUGCAAAACUGGAAGGAGUACCUGGAUUUUGAGAUAGAAAAUGGCACUCCGGAGCGAGCUGUAGUUCUGUUUGAAAGAUGCCUCAUCGCUUGUGCGCUCUACGAGGAAUUCUGGAUCAAGUAUGCAAAAUAUCUUGAGAGCUACAGCACGGACGGAGUGAGGCAUGUGUAUAAGAAGGCCUGCACAGUUCAUCUGACCAAGAAACCCACCAUCCACCUGCUCUGGGCCGCGUUUGAGGAGCAACAAGGUGAAGUAGAAGAGGCCCGUAGCAUCCUUCAGUCCCUGGAGUCGAUCAUCCCAGGGCUGGCUGUGGUGCGUCUGCGGCGGGUGAGUCUGGAGCGGAGACACGGACGGAUGGAGGAGGCCGAGGCUCUGCUGACUGAGGCCAUGACCACGGCCAAAACUCCAACAGAGGCUUCGUUUUAUGCUGUGAAACUCGCACGCCAUUUCCUCAAAGUGCACAAAAGCCAGGAGCACGCCAAGAAGACGCUAAAGGACGCCAUUGACAGAGACCCGACGAAUCCUAAACUUUAUUUAAACCUCCUGGAACUGGAGUACAACGGUGACAUUGCUCAUAAUCAGAGUGAGAUUCUGUCGUGUUUCGACCGAGCGAUAAAGAGCCCCAUGGCCCUGGAGUCCCGCCUCCUCUUCGCCCAACGCAAAGUCGAGUUUCUGGAGGAUUUUGGCACAGACAUCAAUGUGCUGGUAGCUGCUCACGAUGAACACAUUAAACUAAAGGAAGAAAGUGAAUCAUUAAAAAGGAAAGCAGAGAAUGUGUACGAUGGCACUGGGGAGCCUGAUGCAAAGAAGCAGAGAGUGGAGGACGGCACGGAAGCUACAGAUCCUGCAGCAGCGGCUGCCAUGACGGACAUGACUGCGAAUAACUCGGCAUACAACUACAACUGGUACCAGCAGCAGUAUGGCACUUGGGGUCAAAACUCCUGGGGACAGUACAAUCAAUACGCCCAAUACAACCAGUACUACCCACCCCCUCCCACAUGAUUGACAGGUGUCUGAUCUGAAGAGGAGACUGGAGCCAGCGUCCUUUCUGAGCUCAACCUGCCCUAUAGAGACGACAAGACCCGUUUUAACAGGCUGUCAAGGAAUGUCACGUAUUUUAUGGACUAAACUACUGGAGUACUGACCUGCCAUAGUGUUUUCCAUUGAUGAAGACUAAAAUGAUGUUCCAUACCAUAUUCAAAUUAUUUUUUUGUUUUUACUAAUUUUUGUUGAGCAUCCCAUAGCAUAAAACAAAAUGGUAAAUAUAUUUGUUCAACAUUUCAGUGCAGAAUUUUCACUUGUUUGAUUCUACUAAACCUAAAAAUUUAGACCUACGAAAUAAUAUAUUUUCCCCUAAUUUUGGAUUACAGGUCUGCUUAUUAUAUUGGCAUAAAGUGACUAUGCAUUGCUAAUAACAUCUAUAAAAAGACCAAAAUACAAGGAAAAAAUUUCAAAUUUCAUAAGCAGUAUAUUUGAAGAUUUGAUUUUGAUAUAAUUGAGAAUACCACACAAAAUUACACCUCUUUAGAUAAUACAACUUGAUACAUGAUAUUUGUACUUGAUAAAAUGUUUAAAAAUCCAUGAAACCUUUGAAAUUGUUAACAUUGCAAACGCCACGGUUGUAGUCAGUUAUCUAUGGUAAACACUGUUGUAGACCUGGUCCUCCUUGAUUGCCUCAGUAACAGAUCUAUCAGCUCUGUAUAAAACAUCUCAAAACUAUGACAACUUUUGAGUAGCAUGUGAAAUUUACGAAGGCUGGUUACUUUCUCCCCUGUAAGACUUAUUAUUUUUAGAUUGGAUGUUUUGCUUCAGUCUCUUUAAAUUUGUAAAAAGGAAACGGUGUGUUCACUGUCUUUGUUGAAUAGAUUUGAAUGACUUUUAAUAUUUCAUGGUUUGCAGAAGGAGAAGUUUGUUUUUUAUUUUGACUUGAUUUCAUAAUAAACCAGUAACUUGUGAGAAA
Messenger RNA from Boleophthalmus pectinirostris (great blue-spotted mudskipper), 3392 nucleotides. RefSeq names its product PRP39 pre-mRNA processing factor 39 homolog (yeast) (gene prpf39). Bases 146 to 2434 code for a protein of 762 amino acids. The record is from RefSeq and is a predicted model, not a curated record. Lineage: Eukaryota; Metazoa; Chordata; Actinopteri; Gobiiformes; Gobiidae. The transcript is spliced from 15 exons. Gene Ontology annotation, cellular component: U2-type prespliceosome; U1 snRNP; commitment complex. Gene Ontology annotation, biological process: RNA processing; mRNA 5'-splice site recognition. Gene Ontology annotation, molecular function: protein binding.